AACACCACUCCCACAGUCAACAAAAGAAAAUAUCAACAACACCCAACUGACGAGACCUACACCCUGGAAAGAGGCAAGGAGCACCACUCUGACAACUCUCAACCUUCUUUAAAAAGGCUCAAAAGUGGUAAAGUACCCACAGAAACCAUCACUUUAACUAUGCCAACUAUGAAUAGUUCACACCAAGACCAACAAAACAAACAAACCAUUUCUCCUACUGUUCUAACUAACAACCCAAUAGCUGAAAACAUAGAAGUCAAAGCAACAAAUCCUGAAACUUCUUUCAACAAUGACACAAAUCUGAUGUUAUCACCACAACAAACCAAAAAGGCAGAUACCCAGACCAAAACUUCUACGGUCCUAGUUACGGUACCAGACACAAUGCAGAUCGACAAUUCUCAUGACCAGGUUAAUGACUCUGAGCCAAAUCAGCCAAUAAAUACGCAACUAGAAACAUUGCUUCAUAGGCUGAAAUCAACUAGUAAAAAACAAUCAAGUAUUAAACUUACUUACAGCCAGACAGCUGCUAACAAACUGAGAUUCAAUAACGGUAAACCCAGGUACUACUGGGUAGAAGAAAUUGCAAAUGAAAUUGAAAAGAAAAAGACACAGGCCUUUGAUUACACCACUUGA
Molecule: messenger RNA, 633 nt
Organism: Dentiscutata erythropus
Lineage: Eukaryota; Fungi; Glomeromycota; Glomeromycetes; Diversisporales; Gigasporaceae
Source: the annotation of a GenBank genome assembly